AUGCACUCAUUGAGAGUCCUUGCGCCCUUGCUUGUUGCAGGUCUGGCAAUAGCCGAUAACAUCACUGCUACUGUCAAUCUUGGUGUCUCCAAAGGAUCAACCUCACACUGGGCAUCUGGUUUUAUCUAUGGUAUUCCUGAUACUCCCAAUCAGAUCUCUGAUCAAUGGUAUACCCAGAUGGGGUUCCGAUACGGGCGUGCUGGAGGAGCUCAGCUGGAUGCUCCAGCUCGGGGCUGGAUCUGGGGACUGCAGGAGUACAAAGGCCGUCUAGCAUCGACCCUCUCCAACUAUCAGACAUGUCGCAAGUACGGAGCAGACUUCAUCAUUCUGCCUCACGAUAUCUGGGGCACUGAUCAUGCAAACUUCUCGACGGUAUGGCCUGGCGAUGGCGGAGACUGGUCAGACUAUGACCUCUUUGUGAGAACUUUGAUGGCCGAUCUCAAGGCACACGAUGCUCUCGAAGGGCUUGUUUGGGACAUUUGGAAUGAGCCAGACAUUGAGGUCUUCUGGGUUCGAUCUCAGCAGCAAUGGAUCGAUUUGUAUAUUCGAACACAUAAGAUUCUUCGUGAGGAUGCCGCCUUUGAUCAAGUUCAACUCUCUGGGCCCACGCUUGCUUAUCGCCCAGUGUCUGGCAAUACCUGGUGGGCCAACUGGCUGGCCCAGAUUGCAGGAAACGACACUAUUCCAGAGCAGUACGCCUAUCACUUGGAAGGAGAGACGGGCGAUUGGGACAAUGAUCUUCAGAACACAAACGGCACCCUGACGGCGCUUCUGAAGAGCUACGGCCUUCCUGAGCGUCAAAUCAACAUCAAUGAAUACGCCAAUUCGGCCGAACAGAUCCCAGCUGGGGCAGCCUGGUGGAUUUCUCGACUAGAGCGCUACGAUGCAUUUGGACUGCGUGGCAACUGGCUCAGCGGUUGGAACCUGCACGAUCUCUUCGCCAAUCUUCUCACCAAGUCCUCCGAACCCUUGGACUAUAAUGCGACCGACUAUGCCUCGGCUCCAGAAUAUCAGGUUUACAAAUAUUACAACCUUAAUAUGACGGGCAAGCGAGUGGAGACCUCUGGCACUGGCGACCGUUUGUUUGACGUGUAUGCGACAGUUGAUUCUGACAAAGUGCGCAUUCUCUCUGGAGCGCGCAUUACUACGGGCAACUGGCAGAUCACCGUGCACAGUAUAAGCUCGGUCGGGCUUCCAAGCAAAGGCUCUGUUGAUAUUCAAACUUGGGGUUUCGCAGGCACCUCUGUAUAUGAAACGGUCGAUGCUCCUAGUGACCGUGGCAUCGUCUCACACGCAUAUUCUGGUGACACGUUGACAUUCCCCAUCUACCAGACCGAUGCCAGCACAGCGUGGGCAUUUGAGUUCAGUCGUUAG
Molecule: messenger RNA, 1374 nt
Organism: Penicillium atrosanguineum
Lineage: Eukaryota; Fungi; Ascomycota; Eurotiomycetes; Eurotiales; Aspergillaceae
Product: glycoside hydrolase family 39 protein
Exons: 2
Coding region: 1-1374 (457 amino acids)
Source: RefSeq, a predicted model, not a curated record